AUGCUGUCCUUGGAUCAGAGCGGCCCACAUCUAUCCUUGAUGAAGCUGGCAAAGGUCUAUGGAAAUGUCUUCAAGAUUCAUAUGGGCAACCGACCUCUUCUUGUUUUGAACGGAUUUCAGGCUAUCAAGGAGGCUUUGACAAAGCAACCAGCCGUCUUUGCGGGUCGCCCAGAUCUGUUUACCUUCAAAGUAAUCGAUGAGACGAACGUCUAUGGCCCAUCCAUUAGUUUUAGCACCUAUAGCGAGCGAUUGAAACUCCACCGGAAACUUGCCGAGACGUGUCUGCGGCAUUUCUCAGAAGGUGGACAAGCACAGUCCCUGGAGGGUCUCGCGAAAGGCGAAGCAGAAGAACUUGUCCAUUACCUGAAAGUUGAUCCAAAUGCGAAGGAGGGUUAG
Molecule: messenger RNA, 396 nt
Organism: Strongylocentrotus purpuratus (purple sea urchin)
Lineage: Eukaryota; Metazoa; Echinodermata; Echinoidea; Camarodonta; Strongylocentrotidae
Product: cytochrome P450 1A1-like
Exons: 1
Coding region: 1-396 (131 amino acids)
Biological process (GO): progesterone metabolic process; hormone biosynthetic process
Molecular function (GO): iron ion binding; steroid 17-alpha-monooxygenase activity; heme binding
Source: RefSeq, a predicted model, not a curated record